Dama dama (fallow deer) is the source of this 2820-nucleotide messenger RNA. RefSeq names its product kinesin-like protein KIF19. The record is from RefSeq and is a predicted model, not a curated record. NCBI's taxonomy places the organism in Eukaryota, Metazoa, Chordata, Mammalia, Artiodactyla, Cervidae. Gene Ontology annotation, molecular function: ATP binding; microtubule binding; microtubule motor activity. Gene Ontology annotation, biological process: microtubule-based movement. The transcript is spliced from 20 exons.
AUGAGGGAGAUGGAGCCGAAGGACCAGCAGCUCAUGGUGGCUCUUCGGAUCCGCCCGCUCAACGACACAGAACUGGAGGAAGGGGCCGCCGUCAUCGCCCACAAGGUGGGGGACCAGAUGGUGGUGCUCAUGGACCCCAGUGAGGACCCUGAGGACCCGCUGCGCACACACCGGUCCCGGGAGAAGACCUUCAUCUUCGACGUUGUGUUCGACCAGCACGCGUCCCAGGAGGAUGUGUACCUGGCCACCACCCAGCAACUAGUGGAAGGCGUGGUUUCUGGAUACAAUGCAACGGUGUUCGCCUACGGCCCCUCAGGUGCUGGCAAGACCCACACGAUGCUAGGCAUGGACACGGAGCCCGGGAUCUAUCUGCAGAUGCUCAGUGACCUCUUCCAGGCCAUCGAGGAGACCCGGGACAACACAGACUGCAGCGUGUCCAUGUCUUAUCUUGAGAUUUAUAACGAAGUGAUCCGGGACCUCCUGAGCCCGUCCUCGGGGUUUCUGGACCUGCGGGAAGAUUCUAGGGGCAGUAUCCAGAUUGCAGGCAUCACAGAGGUCUCCACCUCCAACGCCCAGGAGAUCAUGCAGCUCCUCACCAAAGGUAACCGGCAGCGCACGCAGGAGCCCACGGCCACCAACAAGACGUCGUCCCGCUCGCACGCGGUGCUGCAGGUCACCGUGCGCCGGCGCGGUCGCGGCGCACACCUGGCGGAGGAAGUGCGCGUCGGCAGGCUCUUCAUGGUGGACCUGGCGGGCUCAGAGCGGGCGUCCCAGACCCAGAACCAAGGCAAGAGGAUGAAGGAGGGUGCCCACAUCAACCGCUCCCUGCUGGCACUGGGCAACUGCAUCAACGCACUCAGCGAAAAGGGUGGUAGCCGGGCGCAGUAUGUGAACUUCCGGGACAGCAAACUGACACGUCUGCUGAAGGAUGCCCUGGGAGGGAAUAGCCGGACCGUGAUGAUCGCCCACAUCAGCCCGGCCAGCACACACUUCGAGGAGUCGCGGACCACCCUGCUGUAUGCCUACCGAGCCAAGAACAUCAAGACAAGGGUCAAGCGUAACCUGCUGAGCGUGUCCUACCACAUCGCGCAGUACACAGAUGUCAUCUCUGACCUGCGCGGGCAGAUCCAGCGCCUCAAGGCCAAGGUGGAGAGACAGGAGAGGGAGCGAAGGGGCGGGCCUAGCGGCCGGGAUGCUCAAGAUCUGGAGUAGGAAAUGGCAACCCACUCCAGUGAGGACAGCCGCCUACAGAUGAACAGGAUCCGGGCGCAGCUCAUCGGGGCCUUCAAGGAGCAGCUGGAGAUGCGGCGCAGCCUGGUGGAGCUGGAGAACACCAACAUUGAGCUGCAUGUGGACACGUCCCGCCACCUGCUGACCAUCGCUGACUGGGAGCGGGAGAAGACCCACCAUGUGACGCGCAGGGUCGGGACGCCCGAGAAGGACGAGGAGGUGCUGGAGGCCGGCCCAGAAGGGGACGAGGGCCAGCCCGCAGAGCCGCACGAGGUGGCCCUGGCCAGGGAGGAGGUCAACAUGCUCCUGGCCGAGCAGCGGAAAACCGCCGCCCUCAAGGCGGGCCUGGAGCAGCGUCUGGCCAACGCCAAGAAGAAGGCCUCAGAGAUGGAGGAGCUGCUGCCCUCGCAGGCCGUCAGCGAGGACCAGCGGGAGGUGCUGCGGCUGCUCUGCCGGGCGCACGAGCUGGAGGUGGAGAACGCGGAGCUGCAGGCCCGCCGCCUGCGCGGGGGGAGCCUGCUGUGCCAGAAGGACCUCCUGAUCCAGCGCUGCCAGCAGCACCGGCUGCUAUGCGAGCGGAUCAUCCGGGAGCAGCGGCGGCUGAUCCGGGACAGCGGCCUGGUGGUGCCGGAAGCCCUGGAGCAGCGGUACCGUCUGUUCUCCCGGGAGCUGGGCGCGGGCACGCUGAACCGCCUGCUGCUGCUGCACGCCGUGAUGGCCAGCUCCCUGCGCGACGGCUCUGUUCUGAACAUCUCUCCCCCACCAGAGGAGCCCAGCCGAGACCAGCUGGACGACAGGGAGGACCUCCCGUGGGGCGCCCAGUUUGAGCUGCCCCCCAUGCUGCUGGAUCCAGACAGUGAUGGUUACAAGUCAUCGAAAGCCACGCCGUCGAAAAAGCUGGACAAGAAAGACUCCCUCCUCCCCCACUCCUCGCUCCACAUCCUGCUGAGCCCAGUGGCUCACGAGGUUGGUGUGUGCGGUGCUAACGGGCCCAAAGCUCUAAAGCCAAGCUCCCAGAGCAUGAAGACACUGGUCUCCAAGCUGUGCUCCCCGGCCGGCCGGGAGCCAGGCACCCCCACCCCGAGGACGGCGGCGGAGGCCGGGCUGAGCGCCCAGGCCCUCAAGGAGAUGGCCGUAGGCACCAAGAGCAUUGCCCUCAUCGCGGCCACCCGGCGCUCCAGGGCGCAGGACCGCGAGGGCGGCAGUGGCCGCUCCUCCCUCCACCCUGCAGAGGAGGUGGCUCCAGAUCCCAAGGAUCCCAAGCCCAGCGUCACCCCGGAGACAACCCUGGCCAACAGGAAGUGGCCACAAGCCAGCCCGGGCAGGGCCCUCUCUGCAGAGAGGAAGGCCAGGGGGAAGCCGUCACCCCUCCUCACCAGGAGCGUCCAGCUGAGCAGCCCAGGCCCGAGCAGGGCGCCCCUCCUGCCCCGGGACAUCCGAGACGUGGUCGGUCACCAUGCCAUGGCCUAUACUAUACACCCCCUCACCAGUGGAGCUGUGACGUCGGUACAUGACUACCUCCAACAUGACAGCUCCCUGACGCCCCCUCACCUGAACUGCUGUGACAGCGUGAACGUGUACCUCACGUGA